AUGACUCGAAGAAUUGUUCGAACAGCCGCUCAGCUCGCUGGCGCUGCCAUUUUCACCUUUCUAGUUAUCGCCUUUCUCGACCGUAAUUAUCGUGUCCUCCCCAAUUCGAUCCAUAGUUAUAUGCCCUCCCAUCACCCCGGACUGGUCGUCACCGAUGUCACAAUAGUCACUUGCUCAAGCGUUAACCCUUUCUCCUCAUGCGACCUCGGCAAAGAAUGGCACCGAAUCGAUAAGGAGCUCUAUCUCGGCAAGACGUGGACAACGAGCGCAUACAUGUACAUCAUGCGAAAGCAUGAGGGGGAUCUCACUGCGGACGAUCGUGUUGUUGUGGAUGUUGCGGUCGGCAGGCUCCAACCUCAACCCAAGGGAGAAACGGACGACUCAUGGGAAUCUCGUCCAUCAGGUAUCUGGAUCAAGCGCUCAGCCAAGAAGAAAGCCAGCGAUUCGAAGCAGGCGGUAACGGAUCUUGAUGUUCUUUUCGGAGAUGAUGCUGUUGAGGCCAGAGAUGGAUAUGCUGUGACGGGAACACCUUUGCUCCUCAAUACCGGUGGCAGUCUUCUCUCUGUCCAGCUGACCGUGCGCCGAGGUCCUCCACGAGAGGUCAAGAAGCCAACGCCCAGGAUCAACAGUGAUGGUCGAUACAAGAUUAUGCAGAUCGGUGAUCUGCAUCUCAGUACAGGAGUUGGCGUUUGUCGCGAGGCAGUUCCUGAUUCUUACAACGGCGGUAAAUGCGAGGCCGAUCCCAGGACACUGGAGUUUGUUAGCCGAGUCCUUGACGACGAGAAGCCCGAUCUGGUAAUAUUGAGUGGCGACCAAGUCAACGGUGACACAGCACCAGAUGCACCUACUGCCAUGUUCAAGAUCAUCUCGCUCCUGAUUGAGCGAAAGAUUCCUUACGCUGCCAUUUUCGGUAACCACGACGACGAACAGACCAUGUCUCGUGAGGCACAGAUGGCCAUUAUGGAGACUCUUCCUUAUUCUCUCUCCAUUGCUGGGCCAGCUGAUAUCGAUGGUGUUGGGAAUUACUACAUCGAAGUCCUGGCCCGUGGAAAGACUGAUCAUUCUGCUCUAACCAUCUAUCUUCUCGAUACACACGCCUACUCGCCCGACGAGCGCAACUUUCCUGGUUAUGAUUGGGUUAAGCCUAACCAAAUAGAAUGGUUCAAGAAGACUGCUGCUGGUCUCAAGAAGAAUCACAACGAGUACACCGGCCGCCACAUGGACAUCGCUUUCAUUCAUAUUCCCUUGACAGAGUAUGCUAACCCGGAACUACCCCGUGUUGGUGACUGGAAAGAAGGAGUCACUGCCCCAAUAUACAACUCUGGUUUCCGCAAUGCCCUUGUAGAGCAGGGUGUCCUUAUGGUCAGUGCAGGACAUGAUCACUGCAAUGACUACUGCUCCCUAUCUCUGAUGGGUGAAGGCGAGACCAAGGUCCCAGCCAUGUGGAUGUGCUACGCUGGUGGUUCUGGCUUCGGCGGUUACGCUGGUUACGGUGGUUACCAUCGCCGAGUACGCUUGUUUGAAGUCGACACAAACGAGGCUCGUAUCAAGACUUGGAAACGUCUUGAAUACGGAGACAUUGCUGCCCGUAUACACCAACAGAUUAUUGUCGAUGGCGGUAAACCUCAACCUAUCACUCCUAUUUCAUGA
Molecule: messenger RNA, 1650 nt
Organism: Fusarium musae
Lineage: Eukaryota; Fungi; Ascomycota; Sordariomycetes; Hypocreales; Nectriaceae
Exons: 4
Coding region: 1-1650 (549 amino acids)
Cellular component (GO): cytoplasm
Molecular function (GO): phosphoprotein phosphatase activity
Source: RefSeq, a predicted model, not a curated record